UUAACAAAUGAUUAUGCCUAUAUGGCCAGCACUUUGAGUCUUUGAUUUGAUACACGCACAUAAGGCAGAAAUAGACAGAAACCCAAAGAAACAAAAAAGAAAAGUUCGCUUUCAUAUUUAAUAUAGUAGUUAUGCCUUUGAAGAUAGUUUUGAAAGAACAAAACCUCAUCUCUACAUAUAUAGCCACAACAGAAAAUACUUUCCUCAAAUUCAGCCCCCCAAAAAGGGUUCCAGAUUAAACUCGAGUGUAGUCAACUUCUUAAUUUUCACUCUACCUGUUGAAACAAUUUAUUUUUAUUUUAUUACGCAAAUUUUUGAUCUCUUUGCAUAAUCAAUGGGAAUCCAAAGUGAAUUCUUGUAUGCAAGUGCAGGCACUAGUGCAACUCCAAGUAUUUGCAGCAUAGAAGAGAGCAUGAGCUUCUAUAGUGCCCCAACUAGUCCCACAUCGGAAUUUUCAAGCACUGAGCCAACCACACCGAUAAGUACUGCUACUAAUAAUACUUAUUAUGAAGAUUGUCCCAACUUCAACCUUGAUGACUUUGAAUUUGAUACAAGUCUCCGUUUUAUUCAUUACAACGAUUUCGAACCGGAGACCCCGCCGGAACACGAUCCUUGGCGCGGAGAUUCCCUUCCCCAAAUGUCCUUUGCCGAUGAGCUCUUUUGUGAUGGCAAAGUUGUGCCCUUGGCUCCUCCUCCUCCACUAAAACUUCCGCCGCGCCUUUCCGGAAAAAAUUGCGGUGCACCCGUGUCACCGAGAACUCCCCGUUCGGUUCUGAAGCUUCCGGUUUCACGUCAGUGCUUGUGGAACGAUGAUUUUGAUCCCUUCAUGGCGGCUAUUGAGAACGUUAGGGAGGGGAUGAGAGGGAAAAAUCACAGGCGGGCUCGGUCGCUGUCCCCCUUAAAGGCCCGGCCCGGUGAAUCUGUGGGCUUGGAGGAUACUGAGGGGCCCAUUAUAAAAAAUGGUUUAAACUCAAUUGAACUGAGGCAGCCCAAUCGAUCAGCUUCUUUGAGAUGGACAUACCCACGAGAGAAGUCGCCAAUGAAAGAGACGGGCUUCCAGUCUAGUAAGGAACGACAGCCAUAUGGAUCGGCUUCACCGAAACGGGAGAGGAAAAGUUCGAAAGUUUUAGCUGAGCCCAAAGGAGUAACUAUCGCCAGACGAGUGAGAGAUGCUAAAAUGGACCCACGAAAGCCCACUGAGCCUAUUACAACACGAGCCCAACAGCCCACAGCGCAGACCGGGAACAGCACAUUAUUAAGGAUUGGAGAGACUUGCACAAGGGAAAUUAAGAGGCAAAAAAUAACGUGGCUUCCUUUUAAGGGUCCAUCCAAUAAAAAAGUGAUUGAUGAAGAAAACAAGGUAAAAGACCAAAAUGCAGGCCUGUUGUCUAAGGCAACCUUUUUGAGUAGAUUGAGCUUUAAAUCCACGAAAAAAGCUCAUUACAAUGAGGAUCAAAGGGCAAUGUCCCAAGCUGCCAAGAUGAGCAUUGUACAAUACAGGCCUAGGCUGUCACUUUGCUUGGGUUAUGGAUCAAAGUAUGUGGACUAAUCCCUAGGCCAGCCUUCUAAAGAAAAAGCCCAACUUCUAGGAAGUUGAAUGAAAAAUGUCAUGUAAGUUUUAUUCAAUUGGGCGAAAUAGUGUUUUUAUUUUGAUGAUUUUAGGUAAGAAAAAGGUCAGGUAUUGGCGGUGGGUUGUGUAUGUGUUUCUUUUUUUCUUCUUCUUUGGAAAUGAAUGUAUAGGAGGCCCAGUUUUAAGUGGUGCAUUUAUCCCAUGUUUGAAUUAUUUGUGGAUAAUAAGACUUCGAAAUGGCCCAAAAUUUUCUGUAGA
Molecule: messenger RNA, 1828 nt
Organism: Humulus lupulus (European hop)
Lineage: Eukaryota; Viridiplantae; Streptophyta; Magnoliopsida; Rosales; Cannabaceae
Exons: 1
Coding region: 335-1549 (404 amino acids)
Source: RefSeq, a predicted model, not a curated record